Messenger RNA from Brassica oleracea var. oleracea, 1147 nucleotides. Its product is annotated as ER membrane protein complex subunit 2-like. Gene Ontology annotation, biological process: protein folding in endoplasmic reticulum. NCBI's taxonomy places the organism in Eukaryota, Viridiplantae, Streptophyta, Magnoliopsida, Brassicales, Brassicaceae. Gene Ontology annotation, cellular component: EMC complex. The record is from RefSeq and is a predicted model, not a curated record. The coding region runs from base 58 to 966 and encodes 302 amino acids. Gene Ontology annotation, molecular function: protein binding. The transcript has 9 exons.
CGACCUUCCCACUAACAAUACAGAUCCACAACCGAAUCGGCGAGCCUAGAGAGAGAGAUGGUGACGAAGACGGAGGAGACGGAGCUAAACCAACUCGAGGAUCAAGUUGAGAAUGGAGGAGGAGGUGUUUGGGAGUAUCUUUGCCUCGUUCGUAAGCUCAAGGUUCGCAGAUCAGAGCUUGUGCUCAAGCACGGUCUCUCGAUCUUGAACGAUCCGGGAAAGCGAUCCGCUCUUGGUCCAGAUGAAUGGACUUUAUAUGAGCAGGUAGCAAUUGCAGCUAUGGACUGUCAAUCUCUUGCUGUUGCACAGAAUUGCAUCAAGGUUCUGCAGAAGAAGUUUCCGGAGAGCAAACGUGUGGGAAAGAUAGAGGCGUUGCUCCUAGAGGCAAAAGGAAUGUGGGAAGAGGCUGAAAAAGCCUAUUCAAUCCUUUUGGAGGAUAAUCCACUCGAUCAAGUAAUACACAAAAGAAAAGUGGCUAUGGCAAAGGCGCAGGGAAAACCUUCCUUAGCCAUUGAACAUCUUAACAAAUAUCUUGAAGUAUUCAUGGCCGAUCAUGAUGCAUGGAGAGAGCUUGCAGAAAUUUAUGUUUCCUUGCAAAUGUACAAACAAGCAGCUUUUUGCUACGAGGAGCUCAUAUUAUCUCAGCCUACUCUUCCACUGUACCACUUAGCAUAUGCCGAGGUUCUCUAUACGAUUGGUGGACAUGAAAACCUCAUAGCAGCAAGAAAGUACUAUGCAUCAACCAUAGACUUAACAGGUGGUAAAAGCACAAGAGCCCUCCUUGGAAUAUGCUUGUGUGGAUCAGCAAUAGCACAGCUCUCAAAAGGCAGGAACAAAGAGGACAAAGACAUGGCUGCACCAGAGCUGCAGUCUCUAGCUGCAACUGCUCUGGAGAAAGAGUACAAGCAAAAAGCUCCUGCCAAACUCAACCUACUUUCUUCUGCAUUAAGAAGCUUGAAACUCUAAGUUCAUCAGAGACCACCAGAGGAAAACACUGGCUCAUAUUUUUUUGGUUUAAGCUUCUUUUUUUUUUUGUUGUUAGACUUUGUUCACUCGUUGUUUUUGCUUAUUUUAUUUUCGCUCUUGGUUUAUCUAAACUAUUAAAACUGAAGUACAAAACAGAAAUAACCCUUCGUUUUCUUCAAUA